Grus americana (Whooping crane) is the source of this 12602-nucleotide messenger RNA. It is a transcript of the gene MUC2, whose product is annotated as mucin 2, oligomeric mucus/gel-forming. The record is from RefSeq and is a predicted model, not a curated record. Gene Ontology annotation, molecular function: protein binding. NCBI's taxonomy places the organism in Eukaryota, Metazoa, Chordata, Aves, Gruiformes, Gruidae. Gene Ontology annotation, cellular component: extracellular matrix. The transcript has 55 exons. Bases 1 to 12474 code for a protein of 4157 amino acids.
AUGGGGCUAAGAGUUGCCAGCCUUUUUAUGCUCUGGCUGGCUCUUUCCUAUGCGAAUGAAAUAAGAAAAGGAAGGACAAGAAACCAUGGCCAUUAUGUCUGCAGCACUUGGGGAAACAACCAUUUCAAAACUUUUGAUGGAGACUUCUAUCAGUUCCCUGGCAUUUGCGAAUAUAAUUUUGUUUCUGACUGCCAAGAGUCUUACAAGGAAUUCUCUGUCCACAUUCAGCGUGCUCUGAACAGCAAUAACCACCCUGAGAUCCAGUAUAUUCUCAUAACAAUCAAGGACUUUACGGUGUACCUCAGACCAAAACUGGCUGUGGUGGAUGGGCAAAUUGUGAAGACACCUUACUACAGCUCUGGUGUGCUUAUUGAGAGCAAUGACAUUUACACCAAGGUUUUUGCCAAAUUAGGCCUGGUUCUGAUAUGGAAUCAUGAAGAUGCACUGAUGGUGGAGCUGGACAGCAAAUUUAAUAACCAUACAUGUGGUCUCUGUGGGGAUUACAAUGGAGUUCCAAUCUACAAUGAAUUUAUCAAUGGAGAUAUAAGCUACAAUUCAAUUACUUAUGGGAAUUUACAGAAGAUCAGCAAACCCAAUGCCAAAUGUGAAGACCCUGAUGAAACUCAGGCUCUUCCAAGCUGUAAUGGGCAUCGUGAUGAGUGUGAGAGGUUGCUGACUUCCUCUGCAUUUGUUGAUUGUCGGUUACGUCUUAAUGUGGAAACAUACAUCCAAGCCUGCAUGCAGGACAAGUGUGCAUGUAAUGGAAAUGAGGACUCCUUCUGCCUCUGCAGCACCAUCUCUGAGUAUUCUCGCCAGUGUUCACAUGUGGGUGGCCGGCCGGGUGAAUGGAGGACACAAAACUUUUGCCCCAAGACCUGUCCUGAUACCAUGAUCUAUAGAGAAAGCAGCUCACCCUGCAUGGAUACUUGUGCACACUUGGAGGUCAGCAGCCUUUGUGAGGAACACUACAUGGAUGGUUGUUUCUGCCCUGAAGGAACCGUGUAUGAUGAUAUUACUGAAAAAGGUUGCAUACCUGUUAGCCAGUGCCACUGCAAACUCCAUGGAAAGGUUUAUUCACCUGGAGAAAACAUUACCAAUGAAUGUGAAGAAUGCACCUGUGAUUCAGGCAGAUGGACGUGCAAAGAUCUGCCCUGUCCAGGCACAUGUUCAGUGGAAGGAGGUUCCCAUAUUACCACCUUUGAUGGGAAGAAAUACACCUUUCACGGAGACUGUUACUAUGUGUUGGCCAAGGGUACUGUUAAUGACAGUCAUGCUCUCCUGGCAGAGUUGACUCCCUGUGGCUCCACAGACAGGCAGACCUGUUUGAAGACUGUUGUGCUGUUAGUAGAUCACAAGAAAAAUGUGGUGGUUUUCAGAUCAGAUGGCAGUGUGUUACUGAAUGAGAUGACAGUGAACGUGCCUCAUGUGUCAGCCAGCUUCUCAGUAUUCAAGCCAUCUUCCUACUACUUCGUUGUACAAACUUCUUUUGGACUUCAGCUGCAGAUCCAGUUGUUCCCAAUCAUGCAGCUGUUUGUGACUGUUGAUCAGUCAGUUCAAGGAAAACUUCAAGGUCUUUGUGGAAACUUUAAUGGAAUGGAAGGUGAUGAUUUUAAAACAAACCUUGGGCUGAUAGAAGCUACAGGAUCUGCCUUUGCUAACACAUGGAAAGCUCAGUCCACCUGUACAGACCAGCUAGAAAAGCUGGAAGACCCCUGCAGUCUUAGCAUUGAAAGUGCAAAUUAUGCUGAGCAUUGGUGUUCUUUGCUUAAAAACUCUGCUGGUCCUUUUGCAAGAUGUCACGCAAUUAUUGAUCCUUCAGAAUACUAUAAGAAAUGUAAAUAUGACACCUGCCUCUGUGAAGACAAUGAAGAAUGCUUGUGUGCUGCCCUGUCCUCUUACUCGAGAGCCUGUGCUUUCAAAGGGAUCAUACUGGGAGGCUGGAGAAAAAGUGUCUGCAGUAAUGAAGAGUCUGCUUGCCCAGGAAAUCAAAUCUUCCUUUACAAUCUUACAAUGUGCCAGCAAACCUGUCGUUCCCUUGCUGAUGGUGAAAAGCAUUGCCUGCAAGACUUUGCUCCUGUGGAUGGCUGUGGCUGCCCAUAUAAUACAUACUUGGAUAACCAGGAUACCUGUGUGUCCAUCUCCAAGUGCCCAUGUUAUUACAAGGGAUCAUACCUGGAACCGGGGGAAUACGUCGCAAAAGAUGGAGAACGUUGUGUUUGCAGAAAUGCAAAGGUCCAGUGUACUUCAGUGACAAUAAGAAUGAAAAGUACAACAGAAUGUUCUUCUAACAAGACCUACUUUGACUGCAACACAUCCCCAGAGUGGACUUCCCAAACACCUGUACAACUUAGCUGUCAUACUCCUAGAACUGAUCAUUUCCAAGCCGAGUGUGUCUCAGGUUGUGUGUGUCCUGAAGGUCUAUUUGAUGAUGGGAAAGGGGGCUGUGUUGAGGAGAAGGAUUGCCCAUGCAUUCAUAACAACCAGUGGUAUUCUCCUGGACAGAAGAUAACAGUGGACUGCAACACCUGUACCUGCCAAAAAGGGGUUUGGAGCUGCACUGAAGAUUUGUGCUAUGGGACUUGUAUGAUAUAUGGAAGUGGCCAUUAUAUCACCUUUGAUGGAAAAUUCUAUGACUUUGAUGGGAGUUGUGAAUAUGUGGCUACUCAGGAUUUUUGUGGUGACAAAAAUUCCAGCGGCUCGUUCAGUAUCAUCACAGAGAAUGUCCCUUGUGGAACUACAGGAGUCACCUGCUCAAAGGCUAUUAAAAUGUUUCUAGGGAAAACUGAACUGAAAUUGGAAAACAAAGAUUAUAAAGAAAUUCAGCGAGAUGUUGGUGAUGACGUGCAUUAUUGGAACAGGACAGUAGGCCUCUACCUUGUUAUUGAGGCUAGCAAUGGUGUGAUGCUUAUCUGGGAUAAGAAGACUACUGUUUUCAUCAAGCUGACCCCUGAUUACAAGGGCAAAGUGUGUGGUCUGUGUGGUAACUUUGAUGACAAGUCUAACAAUGACUUUACAACAAGGAAUGGGCUGCAGGAGACUGAUGCUCUGAAGUUUGGGAAUUCCUGGAAACAGUCCUCCAUGUGCCCAGAUGUCACACAAGAGAUUAAGCCCUGUGAUGUGAAACCACAUCGGAAGUCCUGGGCAGAGAAAGAAUGCAGCAUCAUCCGGAGUGAAGUCUUUAAAAUUUGCCACUCCAAGGUGGACCCAAUUCCUUUCUAUGAAGCUUGUGUUCAUGAUGCCUGCUCUUGUGACAGCGGUGGGGAUUGUGAGUGCUUCUGUUCUGCAGUUGCUGCGUAUGCUCAAGAAUGUACCAAGGCUCAGGCUUGUGUUUUCUGGAGAACUCCUGAUAUAUGCCCGAUAUUUUGUGACUACUACAACCCUCGUAAUGAGUGUGACUGGCACUAUGAGCCUUGUGGCAGUAAUGUCACAACCUGCAGGAUGAUUAAUAAUGUCAUCACCAACUUUUCAGUACCAUACCUGGAAGGUUGCUACCCCAGAUGCCCUAAGGACAAGCCUAUUUAUAAUGAAGAGACAAAGGAAUGUGUGCCUGAAGAUCAAUGUUGGUGUUACAUCAAUGGAAUUCCUGUUCUUCCUGGGGAUGAAAUACCCACAGAAGAGAACUGUACAAAAUGUGUCUGUGGCCCCUCAGGAUCCAUACAGUGCACACCAAUCCCAGGGUGUCCUUGUCUCAUCAACGGAACAAGUUUUGAAGUGAAUGAGGUUGUGGCACAAAUACAGGAUGGCGACAUGUGUAUAAUAUACAUUUGCGCAGAAAAUGGUUCUAUAGUUGUUGGAAGUACUUUUCCUUGCCCAAUAUCUACUUCACCUACAACUAUUUCAACUUCCAUUCCUACCAGUACUCUCACCACCACAGUUACCACUACAAGUCCUCCAGUAACUACAACUCCAUGCUUUGGAUUAAUAUGUGAUUGGACGGAGUGGUUUGAUGUUAGUAAACCUCACGAAGGUGGUGGUGACUAUGAAACCUAUGAUGAAAUAAGAAAACAUGGAAACAAAAUAUGUGAAGCUCCUGAAAAAAUUGAAUGCAGGGCUAAAGAAAAACCGGAUAUGAGCUUAGAGGAACUUGGCCAGAAAGUAGAGUGUAAUGUUACAUAUGGACUAAUUUGUAAAAAUGAGGAGCAAGAUGCAACUAUGUGGCAACUUUGUUAUAAUUAUGAAAUCAGGGUAAACUGUUGUGAGUGGAGUGAAAUUUCUUGUGGAACUACAAGUACACCAAGUCCAACACCAACUGCAAGUUCAACCACCAUCAGCACAACAGUACGCAUCACCACUACCGGCAGGCAAUCAACAACGAUUACCACCACGCUCAUACCCACUCCAACCAUCACAAGCGAAUUCACGCCAUCAGUCACAUCCUCCCCACCUGUAUCGACAACUGCUCCCACGCCAACGCCGUCGGAGUCUCCCACCAGCACCACCACCACCAGCACAACCCCGGGGACAACGACGACUGUUCCUAGCACACCGGCACCCACCUCAACUACUACAAGCACAUCCAUGCCCACGCCAACAUACACCACCUCCCUACCACCUCCGACCACAACACCUAUAGGCCCAACUCCAUCCUCCCCACCUGUAUCGACAACUGCUCCCACGCCAACGCCGUCGGAGUCUCCCACCAGCACCACCACCACCAGCACAACCCCGGGGACAACGACGACUGUUCCUAGCACACCGGCACCCACCUCGACUACUACAAGCACAUCCAUGCCCACGCCAACAUACACCACCUCCCUACCACCUCCGACCACAACACCUAUAGGCCCAACUCCAUCCUCCCCACCUGUAUCGACAACUGCUCCCACGCCAACGCCGUCGGAGUCUCCCACCAGCACCACCACCACCAGCACAACCCCAGGGACAACGACGACUGUUCCUAGCACACCGGCACCCACCUCGACUACUACAAGCACAUCCAUGCCCACGCCAACAUACACCACCUCCCUACCACCUCCGACCACAACACCUAUAGGCCCAACUCCAUCCUCCCCACCUGUAUCGACAACUGCUCCCACGCCAACGCCGUCGGAGUCUCCCACCAGCACCACCACCACCAUCACAACCCCGGGGACAACGACGACUGUUCCUAGCACACCAGCACCCACCUCGACUACUACAAGCACAUCCAUGCCCACGCCAACAUACACCACCUCCCUACCACCUCCGACCACAACACCUAUAGUCUCUGUUCUGACUAUUUUUACUUGUUCUUCUUGCUGUUGUCCUCCAGAGUGUGAGUGCAUCUGGACAGACUGGAUUGAUGUGAGUUACCCAGAUAGUUCUGACAGAAACAGUGGUGACUACGAAACCUUUGAGAAUAUUCAGAAGAACGACCCCUCCUGGGACUGUGUGAAAGUUGAGAAUAUUUCAUGCAGAGCAGAGAAAUUCCCUGACAUUCCCAUUGCAGAUUUAGGGCAAAAGGUCGAAUGCAAUGUUAACACAGGGCUCACCUGUAACAAUAGUGAUCAGCCCAUAGGAGGUAUAAUACCGAUGCCAGUCUGCCUCAAUUAUGAGAUCAGUGUCUGCUGCACCCCCAACUUUCCAGAGUGCAUUAGCACUGCUACUACUACGAGCACCACAACUGCCCCACCUUCGUCCACCACGAGCACAGUGUCCUCUCCACCUGUAUCGACAACUGUUCCUAUGCCAACGCCGUCGGAGUCUCCCACCAGCACCGCCACCACUACGUUGCCCCCCAGCACCGCCACCAGCACAACCCCGGGGACAACGACGACUGUUCCUAGCACACCGGCACCCACCUCGACUACUACAAGCACAUCCAUGCCCACGCCAACAUACACCACCUCCCUACCACCUCCGACCACAACACCUAUAGGCCCAACUCCAUCCUCCCCACCUGUAUCGACAACUGCUCCCACGCCAAUGCCAUCGGAGUCUCCCACCAGCACCACCACCACCAGCACAACUCCGGGGACAACGACGACUGUUCCUAGCACACCGGCACCCACCUCGACUACUGCAAGCACGCCCUCAACAGUAAUAAUAAUCACCAAAACCCCGCCAGUUCCAACUUCACAACCAAUAAAGUAUCCAACACCAGAAACAGGAAUACCAACAGAAACAAGUAUUACAGUUACUCCUUCAUCUACUCCACUACCAACAAGAAGAACAACAGAAAUAGAAAGUACAGCAUCUUCCAUAGGCACCACAAUUCAAAAGUCAACAGCACCUGUAUCAACAAGCCCAGGGACAGCCACCACCUCUGGAGUCACUGAAACAGGAUCGACCACCAAAGCCACCACUUCGGGCCCCACGACCACAGGACUCCCUCCCCACAGCACCACAAUAGUAACACAAACCCAUAGCCCCGAGACCACUACCACUGGAACUGGGAGCCUUCCAACAGGAUCACCUACCACCACCGUCAGCACCACAACCUCACGACCCUCCUCCCCAGAGCCUACGGCCAGCACUACUGUAUCGCCACCGUCAGUACCCACAAGCCCAGGGACAGCCACCACCUCUGGAGUCACUGAAACAGGAUCGACCACCGAAGCCACCACUUCGGGCCCCACGACCACAGGACUCCCUCCCCACAGCACCACAAUAGUAACACAAACCCAUAGCCCCGAGACCACUACCACUGGAACUGGGAGCCUUCCAACAGGAUCACCUACCACCACCGUCAGCACCACAACCUCACGACCCUCCUCCCCAGAGCCUACGGCCAGCACUACUGUAUCGCCACCGUCAGUACCCACAAGCCCAGGGACAGCCACCACCUCUGGAGUCACUGAAACAGGAUCGACCACCGAAGCCACCACUUCGGGCCCCACGACCACAGGACUCCCUCCCCACAGCACCACAAUAGUAACACAAACCCAUAGCCCCGAGACCACUACCACUGGAACUGGGAGCCUUCCAACAGGAUCACCUACCACCACCGUCAGCACCACAACCUCACGACCCUCCUCCCCAGAGCCUACGGCCAGCACUACUGUAUCGCCACCGUCAGUACCCACAAGCCCAGGGACAGCCACCACCUCUGGAGUCACUGAAACAGGAUCGACCACCAAAGCCACCACUUCGGGCCCCACGACCACAGGACUCCCUCCCCACAGCACCACAAUAGUAACACAAACCCAUAGCCCCGAGACCACUACCACUGGAACUGGGAGCCUUCCAACAGGAUCACCUACCACCACCGUCAGCACCACAACCUCACGACCCUCCUCCCCAGAGCCUACGGCCAGCACUACUGUAUCGCCACCGUCAGUACCCACAAGCCCAGGGACAGCCACCACCUCUGGAGUCACUGAAACAGGAUCGACCACCGAAGCCACCACUUCGGGCCCCACGACCACAGGACUCCCUCCCCACAGCACCACAAUAGUAACACAAACCCAUAGCCCCGAGACCACUACCACUGGAACUGGGAGCCUUCCAACAGGAUCACCUACCACCACCGUCAGCACCACAACCUCACGACCCUCCUCCCCAGAGCCUACGGCCAGCACUACUGUAUCGCCACCGUCAGUACCCACAAGCCCAGGGACAGCCACCACCUCUGGAGUCACUGAAACAGGAUCGACCACCGAAGCCACCACUUCGGGCCCCACGACCACAGGACUCCCUCCCCACAGCACCACAAUAGUAACACAAACCCAUAGCCCCGAGACCACUACCACUGGAACUGGGAGCCUUCCAACAGGAUCACCUACCACCACCGUCAGCACCACAACCUCACGACCCUCCUCCCCAGAGCCUACGGCCAGCACUACUGUAUCGCCACCGUCAGUACCCACAAGCCCAGGGACAGCCACCACCUCUGGAGUCACUGAAACAGGAUCGACCACCAAAGCCACCACUUCGGGCCCCACGACCACAGGACUCCCUCCCCACAGCACCACAAUAGUAACACAAACCCAUAGCCCCGAGACCACUACCACUGGAACUGGGAGCCUUCCAACAGGAUCACCUACCACCACCGUCAGCACCACAACCUCACGACCCUCCUCCCCAGAGCCUACGGCCAGCACUACUGUAUCGCCACCGUCAGUACCCACAAGCCCAGGGACAGCCACCACCUCUGGAGUCACUGAAACAGGAUCGACCACCGAAGCCACCACUUCGGGCCCCACGACCACAGGACUCCCUCCCCACAGCACCACAAUAGUAACACAAACCCAUAGCCCCGAGACCACUACCACUGGAACUGGGAGCCUUCCAACAGGAUCACCUACCACCACCGUCAGCACCACAACCUCACGACCCUCCUCCCCAGAGCCUACGGCCAGCACUACUGUAUCGCCACCGUCAGUACCCACAAGCCCAGGGACAGCCACCACCUCUGGAGUCACUGAAACAGGAUCGACCACCGAAGCCACCACUUCGGGCCCCACGACCACAGGACUCCCUCCCCACAGCACCACAAUAGUAACACAAACCCAUAGCCCCGAGACCACUACCACUGGAACUGGGAGCCUUCCAACAGGAUCACCUACCACCACCGUCAGCACCACAACCUCACGACCCUCCUCCCCAGAGCCUACGGCCAGCACUACUGUAUCGCCACCGUCAGUACCCACAAGCCCAGGGACAGCCACCACCUCUGGAGUCACUGAAACAGGAUCGACCACCGAAGCCACCACUUCGGGCCCCACGACCACAGGACUCCCUCCCCACAGCACCACAAUAGUAACACAAACCCAUAGCCCCGAGACCACUACCACUGGAACUGGGAGCCUUCCAACAGGAUCACCUACCACCACCGUCAGCACCACAACCUCACGACCCUCCUCCCCAGAGCCUACGGCCAGCACUACUGUAUCGCCACCGUCAGUACCCACAAGCCCAGGGACAGCCACCACCUCUGGAGUCACUGAAACAGGAUCGACCACCAAAGCCACCACUUCGGGCCCCACGACCACAGGACUCCCUCCCCACAGCACCACAAUAGUAACACAAACCCAUAGCCCCGAGACCACUACCACUGGAACUGGGAGCCUUCCAACAGGAUCACCUACCACCACCGUCAGCACCACAACCUCACGACCCUCCUCCCCAGAGCCUACGGCCAGCACUACUGUAUCGCCACCGUCAGUACCCACAAGCCCAGGGACAGCCACCACCUCUGGAGUCACUGAAACAGGAUCGACCACCGAAGCCACCACUUCGGGCCCCACGACCACAGGACUCCCUCCCCACAGCACCACAAUAGUAACACAAACCCAUAGCCCCGAGACCACUACCACUGGAACUGGGAGCCUUCCAACAGGAUCACCUACCACCACCGUCAGCACCACAACCUCACGACCCUCCUCCCCAGAGCCUACGGCCAGCACUACUGUAUCGCCACCGUCAGUACCCACAAGCCCAGGGACAGCCACCACCUCUGGAGUCACUGAAACAGGAUCGACCACCGAAGCCACCACUUCGGGCCCCACGACCACAGGACUCCCUCCCCACAGCACCACAAUAGUAACACAAACCCAUAGCCCCGAGACCACUACCACUGGAACUGGGAGCCUUCCAACAGGAUCACCUACCACCACCGUCAGCACCACAACCUCACGACCCUCCUCCCCAGAGCCUACGGCCAGCACUACUGUAUCGCCACCGUCAGUACCCACAAGCCCAGGGACAGCCACCACCUCUGGAGUCACUGAAACAGGAUCGACCACCGAAGCCACCACUUCGGGCCCCACGACCACAGGACUCCCUCCCCACAGCACCACAAUAGUAACACAAACCCAUAGCCCCGAGACCACUACCACUGGAACUGGGAGCCUUCCAACAGGAUCACCUACCACCACCGUCAGCACCACAACCUCACGACCCUCCUCCCCAGAGCCUACGGCCAGCACUACUGUAUCGCCACCGUCAGUACCCACAAGCCCAGGGACAGCCACCACCUCUGGUACAACUGCAACAGAAUCUUUUACCACCACUUCAGGAACAACCUCUAGUAAUUUUACCACAAUCACGGCAACCACCACCACCACUAUCACCUCCGAAUUUGUUUCCUCUGGCUCAGCUAGUACUUCUGGGCCAACUGCAACAUCAAGUUCCAUCACUACUGAAGGAAGUUCCACGUACAGUACAGUUACUCCACUCAGUACUUCUAGUUCAACUACAAGUCCACCACCAACCACUCCUGGAAGAAAUUGUUCUAUUUUUCCUAAUGAAUCUUAUGCACCAGGUGAGUCAUGGUGGCUCUGUAACUGCACUAAGGUAAUAUGUAUAGAAGACAAUAUAGUCCAGGUGAUUCCUGUAAUCUGUGAUCCACCUCCUAAACCAACAUGUGCCAAUGGGCUUUCUCCUGUGCAAGUCAUUGAUGAGGAUGGAUGCUGUUGGCACUGGGAGUGUGAUUGCUACUGCACUGGCUGGGGAGACCCACAUUACAUGACUUUUGAUGGACUGUACUACAGCUAUCAAGGGAAUUGCACAUAUGUCCUUGUGGAAGAGAUUAAUAAGACAGUUGACAACUUUGGUGUCUACAUUGAUAACUACCAUUGUGAUACACGGGAUGUAGUCUCCUGUCCUCGAACGCUCAUUGUGAGACACGAAACUCAGGAAGUGCGCAUAGCAACAGUCAAACCAAAUACUCUACAAGUAGAGGUGACAGUAAACAAACAGGCAGUGGCUCUACCUUAUAAAAAAUUUGGGUUGAGCAUCUAUGAGUCAGGCAUAAAUCGUGUAGUGGAAAUUCCUGAACUAAAAAUGAAUGUGACCUACAAUGGCUUGUCCUUUUCUAUCAGAAUGCCCUACAGCCUGUUUGGUAACAACACUCAUGGACAGUGUGGUACUUGCAAUAACAACACGGCAGAUGACUGCAUGUUGCCAAAUGGAAACAUUGCAGAAAACUGUGAAACCAUGGCAGAUCAUUGGCAAGUUGUUGAUCCUUCCAAACCACAGUGCUCUCCAGGCCUAAGUCCUACAAAAGCACCUAGCACAAUCCCAAUGCAGCCUUGCAAAGAAUCUUCGAUCUGCGAGCUUCUUUUGGGAAGUGUGUUUGAGCCUUGUCAUGGCUUUGUCCGUCCUGAAAAGUACUAUGCAGCCUGCAUUUUUGACAGUUGUGUACUUCCCAACUUAGACCUGGAAUGCUCAAGUCUGCAGAUCUAUGCUGCCACCUGUGCUGAUCAAAGUGUAUGCAUUGACUGGAGAAGUCAUACCAAUGGUGUUUGCUCUUAUAACUGCCCCUCAGAUAAAGAAUACAGAGCAUGUGGUCCUAUUAAAGAGAUGACCUGCACAUCAAGUCAACAAAAUGAAACUUCAACUCAACAAGUUGAAGGCUGUUUCUGUCCUAAUGGAACAAUGCUGUAUGACUCCGGUGUGGAUGUCUGUGUGAAAACCUGUGGCUGUGUUGGAGUGGAUAAGAUACCAAGAGAGUUUGGGGAAAAGUUUAUAGUAGACUGUCAGGACUGUAUUUGCCUGGAAGGUGGAAAUGGCAUUGUAUGUAAGCCUCAUGAAUGUGCCAAACAAAAUAAGACCAGUUGUGAUGGAGAAGGCUUCUAUGCAGUCAAUGAAGUCAAUUCUGAAGACUCCUGCUGCCCCAUUGUCACCUGCAAAUGCAAUACAAGCUUGUGCACAACUAAAGCCCCCAAGUGUAAACUGGGAUUUGAAGUUCAUUCUCAUAUUCCCAGUGGUCAGUGUUGUCCUGUGUACCAGUGUGUUCCCAAGAGAGUUUGUGUACAUCAGAAUGCCGAGUUCUUGCCUAAUUCCUCAGUCUUUGUUGAUAAGUGUCAGAAUUGUUUCUGCACUAACGAAGUUAAUGUCAGCACUCAACUGAAUAUCAUCUCAUGUGAACAUGUUCCAUGCAACACAUAUUGUCAACCAGGAUAUGAACAUCAACCAGUGAAAGGUGAAUGUUGUGGAAAAUGUGUGCAGACUAAGUGUGUUAUACAUACAGCAAACACUUCUGACCUCAUCUUAAGUCCUGGAGAGUUUAAAAAUGAUCCUUACAACAACUGCACCAUUUAUAGCUGUGUAAAUAUCCACAACCAGCUUAUCUCUUCCACAUCUGAGAUUACCUGUCCAGCAUUCAAUGAGGACAGCUGCAAACCUGGAACUAUUACAUUCUUACCUAAUGGUUGUUGCAGAACCUGUGCACCUCUGGAUAGUCCCACGCCAUGCUCUGUCCGUCAAAGAAAAGACUUUAUCGUCUAUAAGGGUUGCCGUUCUGUAGACAGAGUUGUCAUGACUGAAUGUGAAGGAACAUGUGGAACCUUCUCGCUAUACUCUGCUGAGGCCAAUUCUAUGGAGCACAGCUGUUCCUGCUGCAGGGAAUCAAGCACUAGCGUGAGGGAAGUGGAGCUGAAAUGCCCCACUGGGCAUUCGAUUUCACAUAAGUAUGUAUACGUGGAAAGUUGCAGCUGUCAAGACACUGAAUGUAGCAGCUCACAAUCCAGUGAGUUGCAGAACACAGAAGAAAAUGACAGGGUGAGCACUCUGAACCGUAUCAAGAGGGCCAUCAGCUUAACAUCAAAAUGAAGGGGAAAAAACCUAGCAGCAUUCAACUAAAAGGACUAUGCACCAUUCUCAUCUUCCUUGACUAUUUUUGAACUUUGCUCUUCCUUGUUACUGUAUCCUGUUUGUUCUCUGAUUAUUGUUAACAGUGU